Molecule: messenger RNA, 3838 nt
Organism: Paralichthys olivaceus (Japanese flounder)
Lineage: Eukaryota; Metazoa; Chordata; Actinopteri; Pleuronectiformes; Paralichthyidae
Source: RefSeq, a predicted model, not a curated record
UAUCAGGUCUGCAGACCGCUCUGACGUCACUUAUGUGCGACAUGCCGAAUGGAAACAAGCGAGCCCGUAGUUUCAUUUAGACAACAGCGUCUCAGUGUUGCUGUUUUACGAGUGAAUGCCGUGCCACGAAUUAAAUCAUACACACAUAUAUUAAGAAACUAAGUUCCUGCAGCUUGUGACUGGAGCGUCAUGAUUGUAAUUUAACUUAAUCGUUUACAAAAUCAUCCGGCGCGGCUUGUUGCAAGGUGCUAGCAGUUAGCAUCGUAGGAGCAGUUCACGGUUAUCUGCCGCUGCUCCUGCGGCGGGAUGAGCUAUGGAUACGGUGGUGGUGGUGGGAGAAGAGGACGAAGAGGAGGCCGAGGGCACCGAGACGGGAGCGGAGAAAGGUGGGACAGAGAUGGGGGAAGAGGAGGUUUCAGAGGAUCCAGCUCCGACUGUGACCAGGGGCGAGGAGGAGGAGGAAGAGGAGGAGAAGGAGGUGGGCACCGGGACCGUCCUCCUCCACAUCUGAAGGGCCGUGAGAUCGGGCUGUGGUACGCAAGAUACGGAGCCGUGAGGAGGAAACAGGCCGACAGGAGAUCGCGAGCGGUGGUCCAGAUGGAUGAGGCCAGAGAGCAGCACAUUACCAAGCUGCUAAAUUCUGUCCAGAAUGACCACCCUGGUUCAGAGAGAGACAGCAGGGGAGCAAGAGCCUCUACGUCUGAUAAUUGGCAAACAGAUGCCAACAGAGGUGAUCACUGUUACUUUGAUGGAGAUUUGCCCAAAGAGGUAAAACAGGAGAUAGAUUACACAUCUGAAGAUGAAGAAGGGAGUUCGGGCCAGAAGAAAGCAGCUAACAAGUCACAUCGUUACUUAACUCCGGCAGCCGUUAAAGAUGAAACACCAGACACAUGGGAUGAUGACGAGCCCCAGGAAGAGGAGAAGGAGGAAAAAGAAAAACUGAGACGCAGAGACAAGGACCUAGAAUUCUUAUUCCAAGAAAAAGUCAGAGAUAGUUCACUGGACGAUUAUUUACAGAGAGAUCUGCAGAGCAAGAAAUCAGAUCCAAAGUACAAAGAAAUGCUGAAAUUCAGGGAAAAACUACCUUCCUAUGGGAAAAAAGAGGAGCUAGUGGAGCUAAUCAACUCUAGCCGUGUCCUGGUUGUGAGUGGGGAGACGGGGUGUGGAAAGACCACGCAAGUCACCCAAUUCAUCCUGGAUGACUAUAUUAACAGAGGCGUGGGAUCGAUGUGCCGGGUCGUGUGCACGCAGCCUCGUCGCAUCAGUGCCAUCUCUGUAGCAGAGCGUGUAGCAGCAGAGAGGGCUGAAAGUGUAGGGAAUGGAAAUUCUUCUGGUUACCAAAUUCGCCUACAGAGCCGGCUACCACGGAGACAAGGUUCGGUCCUUUACUGCACAACUGGCAUUAUUCUUCAGUGGCUUCACUCAGACCCAUUGUUGUCCAGUAUCAGUCACCUGGUGCUUGAUGAGAUCCACGAGAGGAACCUGCAGUCGGACGUUUUGCUCAUCAUUGUGAAGGACUUGCUCACCCUCCGAGAUGAUCUCAAGGUCAUCCUCAUGAGUGCAACGCUCAACGCAGAGAAGUUUUCCAAAUAUUUUGACAACUGUCCAAUGAUUCACAUCCCUGGUUCGACUUUCCCAGUGGAAGAGUUCCUACUUGAGGACAUUAUAGAGAUGACCAGGUAUCGCCCUCAGAAUCAGGACCGUCGACCUUCAUGGAAGAGAGGCUUUUGGCAGGGGCAAAACUCCAGACCUGAGAAAGAGGAGAAAGAGGCUGAAUACAAGGACAGUUGGCCUUGCUAUGAACGCACACUGCAGAACAGAUAUUCUGAAAACACGAUUUCAGCAGUAGAGAUGUUGGACAGCAAUGACAAGAUUGACCUGGAGCUUAUCUUGGCACUGAUUCGUCACAUUGUGCUCAAUGAUGAGGAAGGAGCAAUCCUGGUUUUCCUCCCAGGCUGGGACAACAUCAGCAGCCUCAAUGACCUGCUCAUGGCUCAGCAGAUGUUCAGAUCAGGUACACAUGUAUAUUUUUUCUUUUUCUGAUGUCUGCUUUCCUCUUUAAUUCAUCCCAUUUUUCGCUCUCCUCCUCUCAGCAUCACCAUAGACGAUGUUGUAUAUGUGAUCGAUGGAGGAAAGAUAAAGGAGACCAACUUUGACACCAACAACAACAUCAGCACCAUGACAGCAGAGUGGGUCAGCCUGGCCAACGCCAAACAGAGGAAAGGACGCGCCGGGAGAGUGUGCCCGGGGAAGUGCUAUCAUCUGUACAACGGUCUCAGGGCCAGCCUGCUGGACGCCUAUCAAUUACCCGAAAUUAUGAGGACACCACUGGAGGAGCUGUGCCUGCAGAUUAAGAUAUUGAAGCUUGGCUCUAUAGCUCGAUUCCUGGAGAAAGCCCCUGACCCACCUACUGAGAAGGCCAUCAGUCUGGCCAUCAAGAACCUUGUAGACUUGAAUGCCCUGGACCACUCAGAGAAUCUGACAGCACUGGGUUUCCACCUGGCUCGUCUGCCCGUGGAGCCUCACAUCGGCAAACUGAUCCUGUUCGGAGCUCUGUUGGGCUGCCUCGACCCCGUACUCACCAUCGCCGCUUCGCUCAGCUUCAAAGACCCUUUCUUCAUACCCCUGGGUAAAGAGAAGAUGGCAGACAUGAGGAGGAGGACCCUGUCCAGAAACUCCAAGAGUGACCACCUCACCAUUGUCAACGCCUUCCAGGGCUGGGAGGAAGCCAAGCGACGCGGUGUCAGGUAUGAGAGGGAGUUCUGCUGGGACAACUUCCUGUCUGCAAAUACUCUUCAGAUGCUGCACAACAUGAAGGGUCAGUUUGCUGAACAUCUGAUGCAUGCAGGCUUUGUCAGCAGCAAGGACCCGAGAGACCCCAAAUCUAAUGUCAACUCGGACAAUGAGAAGUUAAUCAAAGCGGUGAUUGUCGCAGGCCUGUACCCUAAGGUGGCCAUGAUCAGACCAUCGCACAGCAAAAAGAGGCCGGGGGUUAAGGUGUACACCCAGGCUGAUGGAAAAGUGAAUAUCCACCCGAAAUCUGUCAACGCCGAAGAGACAGAGUUCAACUACAAGUGGCUCGUCUACCACCUCAAGAUGAGAACGAGCAGCAUCUUCCUGUACGAUUGCACCGAGGUGUCCCCGUUCUCGCUGCUGUUUUUCGGAGGCGACAUCACCAUCCAGAAGGACGAGGACCAGGAGACCAUCGCUGUGGACCAGUGGAUCGUCUUCAGUUCCCCGGCACGCAUCGCUCACCUUGUUAAGAGUUUAAAGAAGGAGUUGGAUUCCUUACUAGAGGGGAAAAUCCGUAACCCGGCACCUGUGGACUGGCAGAACCGUCAGUCCAAAGACUGCGCUGUCAUCUCGGCCAUCAUAGAUCUCAUCACCACCCAAGAGAAGCCUACAGGCGGCACUAAGAGCUAUGGCAGACCAUGGGCAUCUGCCCCUAGAGGACAACAUAUUCACUUCAAUGACGAUGAUGAUGACGACGAUGAUUAGAAGUGGACAGCUUUCUAGCUGGCUUUGAAAAGAGGAGGAAUGACUGACUGCAUCCUUGGACCCAGAGGUUAGAUGAUAUAUUUAUGAUAACCAGUUGGUCUCCUUGAUGGUGCGGCCUGGUUGAAAUUUUAGUGCUCUCCGGACGCUGGAAUCCUGGAAGAUGGCAUGCACUUGAAUGACUCUGUUUGGUCGUUACUUAGAAAGGACCAAUCCACGUUCAAACACUCUCCAUAGCCGUGUUGUUUAUUGUUUCAUUCGUACAUUUUUGUUUUGGAUAAAUCACACUGUUGUUUUUCAGCAAUGUCACUUACAGAGCAAUAAAAAAGAUUGUAUGAUGGAA